AAGUCAACAUCAAUUCUACAUCAAAUCAUAUUCAUUAGUGAUCAUCUCCAUCAUUAACUCAGUUUUCGUUCAUCCCUAAGACCCGAGCAAUUCACCAUGAGUCUCAGUAAAAUAUUAACUGUUAAUGUUAGAGUUCCAACCUUCAAUGGAUUCGAACCACCGAUAGAAAAUUGGAUAAGUGACUACGAACAAAUCACAAGUAUCAUUGGUUGGUCCGAUAAAGCUCGACUCGUUGGAUUUCCCGAUUUUUUAACUGGAGUUGCCCAACUUCUGUUCAAAGAAGAAUAUUCUUACGAAUAUAAUUUCCCACAAAGUUGGUCAGAAGCUAAAGAAAGAUUGAUCAAAGAUUUUACCCCCAUAACCAACAACAGCGAAAAUAGUAGUGAACUUCUGGACAAACCCAAGUCACCUUUCUCGGUCUCACCUGAUGAAAUUUGCCAUAAUAUUAUAAAGGCACAACGAGAAAAAGGUGCGUCUGGAUCUGCUACUAUUGAAGUGAUUUUGGACAUAGCAAGUACACUGGUUGAGACCGCUAGACAUCUCAAUACUCCUAUCCAACCGAAGGACGAACCAAGCAAAGAACGUAAGAUUAUUUGUUACUUUUGCAAAGAACCUGGUCAUAUCCGACAGAACUGUCGACAACUUAAAUAUGAACGUACAUUGGCUAUCCUCAGUCCAACAUGCGAAAGCUCAUCUUCAUCAUUGAAUUGGCGUUCAACUUCCUCUAAGACUAAAGGACCCAAGAAAUCAACGACUUUGCAACAGUGAAAACUGAAACAAGGGACUGUUUCAACUUCUAGUCGGGGGAAAUGUAACGUAAAUUUCGAUCUCAUUAUUCAUCACUGGUUACAAACCCGUACAAGGAUAAAUCCGUUCAUUACCAAUAACCAAUUAACCCUUAUUUAGGAUUACUUCCUUCCAUAACCAAUGAUUACAAUUACUUUAUUUGGAUCAUAAUCCUCAAUUACUAAUUAACCUAAAUCUUUAUUACUAACCCACAAAGAUGAAUAACAUACACGUGACACUCGUGAGUCUCGAUGAUCUUGUAUAAAACCAGAUUACCUACUAAUAGAAUGUUCACUUCUUUAGAAUCAACAUAACAUUCAAGUUAAAACAUUCUAAUAGAUUUCAUCUUGUCAUCAUCUUUUAAUCAAGUUAACCCAUUCCAAUAAUCUGUGUAA
This is a messenger RNA of Panonychus citri (citrus red mite), 1181 nucleotides long. RefSeq lists its product as uncharacterized. The transcript has a single exon. Gene Ontology annotation, molecular function: zinc ion binding; nucleic acid binding. Lineage: Eukaryota; Metazoa; Arthropoda; Arachnida; Trombidiformes; Tetranychidae. The coding region runs from base 97 to 768 and encodes 223 amino acids. The record is from RefSeq and is a predicted model, not a curated record.